Clonostachys solani is the source of this 561-nucleotide messenger RNA. The record is from the annotation of a GenBank genome assembly. Lineage: Eukaryota; Fungi; Ascomycota; Sordariomycetes; Hypocreales; Bionectriaceae.
AUGCUUCCCAUCAAGACUCUGGCGGUAUGCCUUGUCUCCCUGCCAUUCAGCUCAUGCGCCCCUACGGAAUGCUGUGCAACCAAGUUUAACACCCCGGCCCAUUACGACAAAGUCAUCCACAACUACUUGAACGCGUGGAACGGGGACCUCUCGCUUGUCAAUUCCACGUUUGCCCCAGCUCUUUCCCUGCAGGGCGAUAUACUCCCAAAUGGUGCUGGAGGCUAUAGCUCGGUUGGAGAGCUGGUGCACACCGCCUCUGACUUUGAGCAGUUCAUCAGGCGAGCCCGUAGCAACUUCGAGGUGUACACCUUCACCCUGAACAAGUGGGCAGGAAGCAACCAUAAUGUUGUGGGACGCUGGACGCUCAACGCCGUGAUCGCAGAUACAUUUGUCCUUUUCCCGACAACGCUCAAGCCGGGUGACAAGGUGUCAUACAACGGAACAGACUUUCUCACAAUUGAUCCCUGCACAGGACUGAUCACGGAGGUUGCAAUUGCGCAAGACUUGUUUAGUUUGGCUGUAAAUCUUGGAAAUGAUGUCAUAAUACAGCCAAGAUCUUGA